Messenger RNA from Suhomyces tanzawaensis NRRL Y-17324, 258 nucleotides. RefSeq lists its product as uncharacterized. Lineage: Eukaryota; Fungi; Ascomycota; Pichiomycetes; Serinales; Debaryomycetaceae. The transcript has a single exon. The coding region runs from base 1 to 258 and encodes 85 amino acids. The record is from RefSeq and is a predicted model, not a curated record. Gene Ontology annotation, cellular component: mitochondrial intermembrane space.
AUGUCUAGUUGUGAUCCAAAUACAUGCAAGCCCCAGGCAUGUGCCAUCCAAGACUGCUUACAGGCCAACGGGUAUAACGAAUCCAAAUGUUCCAAAUUGAUCGACCAGUUGUAUCUUUGUUGCAAGAACUUCUACGAACAGAACGGCAGCGAUGCCCAGAGUGUUUGCUGUCCUAAGUUCAACCUCCUUCAGUUGAAGCUCAAACAACGGGAGUUGGGCAAGAUAGAUGCUGAGUUGAUCCCAACCAGACGGGGAUAA